UUAAUGUAAAAGAUAAAUAAUAAGCUCGAUCUUUUAAGAGAGUUGAUGGCUUAAAGGUAAAUCCAAGCAUACUUGGUGCCUCAUAACGAUGCUCAUGAUGUAAUAAUAUGAACUAUUAUGAUAGUCGGAGUACACAUCAGAUUCAGAUGAGCGAUUAGCUUUUAUAUCAGGUUUUGAUGGAUCAGCAGGAAUAGGUCUGAUUACAAAUACAAUUGCAUAUUUAUGGACAGAUUCAAGAUACUAUUUGUAAGCAGCUAAAUAAUUGGAAACAGGUUGGGAAUUAUAGAAAUAGGAACCUGGGGUACCUACAUGGGUGCAAUAUGCAAAAGCUAAUUUGCAAGGACAAGUGAUAGGUUAUGAUCCUUUGUUGAUUUCACAUAGUAUUAUUAUUUAAUGAUAUCAAGAGCUCAAAAUAUCAAGGAGAAAUUCUUUGUAAGUAACAGAAUUUAGAGCUAUAAAUGAAAAUUUGAUAGAUUUGAUUUGGACAAAUAAGCCAUAAGAUUCAAUAGCUGAAGUAAUGAUUCAUGAUUUAGAGUAUCACUAAUAUCCCACAAGUCAAAAGAUUUCAUAAAUCUUUGAAAGUUUGAAAUAGAACGAAGCAAAUUCUAUUUUAAUUUCUAAAUUAGAUUAAAUAGCAUGGGUAUUAAAUUUAAGAGGAACAGAUAUUAAAUUUAAUCCUCUUUUUAAGAGCUAUUUAUAUCUGAGGGAUGAUAAUACAGGAACUUUAUAUAUCAAUCCAGCAAAAGUGAAUGAAUAAGUGAGAUAAUAUUUGACUGAAAAUAAAAUAGAAAUAAAACCAAUCUUAGAUGUAUUUAAUGAGAAGUUUAUUUAAACAGCAGUGACACCUAGUGAAAUAAAUGAUAGAUUAAUAGAAUAAGUAGAAGAUCCAAUUAAUUUAAAUGCUUGUCCAAUAGAAUUAUUAAAAGCAAUAAAAAAUGAAAGAGAAAUUUAAGGAUUUAAGGAAUCACAUAUAAGAGAUGGAGCAGCAUUAGUGCAUUAUUUAGGAUGGUUAGAGAAAUAAUUAUUAGAUGGAGUAGAAUUAGAUGAAUUUUAAGCAGCAGAAGUAUUGGCUAAAUAUAGAUAUAAAUAAAAUCGAAAUAUGGGAUUAUCAUUUGAUUCAAUUUCUAGUAGUGGAGCCAAUGCUGCAAUAGUACAUUAUCAUCCAACAGAGAAUAAUAAAUCUUAAAUAAAUCCAAAUCAUAUUUAUUUGAUUGAUUCAGGUGGUUAAUAUUUAGAUGGAACAACUGAUGUAACACGAACUUAUCAUUUUACAAAACCAACUAUAGAAGAAAAGAAUGCUUAUACAAGAGUAUUAUUAGGUAAUUUAGAUAUAGAAAGAUUGAAAUGGCCAAAAAAAAGUAAAAUUCAUGGAGGAGAUAUUGAUGUAUUAGCAAGAAGAUGGUUAUGGGAAGCUAAUUUAGAUUAUGGACAUGGAACUGGACAUGGUGUUGGCUAUUUUUUAAAUGUUCAUGAAGGACCCCAUGCAAUCAAUAAAUAUACAACUGAAGUAUUUAAACCUGGUAUGAUUGUAUCUAAUGGUAAUUUAUUUCCUUUUAUAUUUUUUAGAACCUGGCUAUUAUGAAGAAGGUAAAUUUGGUAUUAGAAUUGAAAAUCUUAUCCUCUGUGUUCAACUUAAUGCUCAAUUUUAUGGAUUCCAAAAUCUGACUUAUUGUCCUUAUGAUAGAAACCUAAUCAAUCUAGAUUUAAUGAGUCCUAGGGAUAAAAAUUAUGUUGAUUAAUAUCAUACUUUGGUUAGAGACACCCUAUUACCUUUAAUGUAAGAAUAAACAGCAAAAGAUUGGUUAAUAAAAAUGACAGAACCUUUAUGAUAGAUAAUAUUAAACAAAAUUACAUUGU
Molecule: messenger RNA, 1857 nt
Organism: Paramecium sonneborni
Lineage: Eukaryota; Ciliophora; Oligohymenophorea; Peniculida; Parameciidae
Source: the annotation of a GenBank genome assembly